CCCCCCCCCCAAACACAGGAAAAGCUCCCCCCACCCCUCACUCAGCCAGAACCUCCAUUAAAUUCACCGGCGAUGCAUGAAAUUGACAUACACGAUCUCUCCGACGACGCCGAUUACGCUGCUUCUAUUCAGCAAGGUUCAGCAAGCAUGAAUAGGAGUGAUAGCAGUAAGCAGAGUUCAUCAGGUGAACAAGAAGGUGCUGAAAUAGUAUAUUUGAAAGAUAAUGUGGCAAUUCAUCCGACUCAGUACGCUUCAGAGAGGAUUAGUGGUAGACUAAAGCUGAUCAAGCAAGGAGGUUCUCUGUUUAUGACUUGGAUUCCUUAUAAAGGGCAAAGCUCGAGUGCAAGGUUGUCUGAAAAAGAUAAGAGUCUUUAUACUAUACGAGCAGUUCCAUUCUCAGAUGUUAGGUCGAUUCGCAGACACACUCCCACCCUGGGGUGGCAAUAUGUUAUUGUAGUUUUAUCAUCAGGACUGGCAUUUCCUCCACUUUAUUUCUACAAUGGUGGUGUCCGGGAAUUUCUUGCAACAAUUAAGCAACAUGCAUAUCUUGUGAGGUCAGCUGAAGAUGCUAAUGUAUUUCUCGUCAACGACUUUCAAGAUCCUCUCCAGAGAACUCUCUCCUCCUUGGAGCUUCCUAGGGCUGUUUCUGUAGCUAACAGUCCAUCUUCAGCUACUGCACCUACUGAUGGGGAAACUUUUGAUAGAAAUUCUGCAUAUCUUCAAGAAAAUGCCAGGCAAUGGCAAAAACAUAAUGAUCCUGCUCGAGAUUUGUCAAUUCAAGUGCUAGAGAAAUUUUCUCUUGUGACCAGAUUUGCUCGUGAAACAACAUCUCAACUUUUUCGUGAAGCUCAGGGAGAUGGUUUCAUUCCUAAUGACAGGAGGAAGCAAGACCAAAAAACAAAUGAUUAUCCUCGCAUUGCCGACUCUAAUGAUGUUAAGUUGCCUGAAGAUGUUCAAGUGCCUGCAGAUCCCUUGGAGUUUGACAAAUUGUCACUAGUAUGGGGAAAACCACGGCAGCCUCCACUGGGAACAGAAGAGUGGUCCUCUUUCCUGGAUUGUGAAGGUAGAGUCACAGACUCGGAAGCAGUAAGAAAGAGGAUAUUUUACGGAGGAGUCGAACAAGGUCUACGUAAAGAGGUGUGGCGAUUUCUGUUGGGAUAUCAUUCAUAUGAUUCAACUUAUGCGGAGAGGGAAUACCUUGUGUCUGUCAGAAAGUCGGAAUACGAAACGAUAAAAAACCAGUGGAAGAGCAUCUCUAAGGAGCAGGCUAGAAGAUUUACAAAAUUUCGAGAGAGGAAAGGCCUUAUUGAAAAAGAUGUGGUGAGGACUGAUCGGUCAAUUUCAUUCUAUGAUGAGGAUGACAGCCCAAACAUUAAAUAUUUGCGUGAUAUACUGCUGACUUACUCAUUCUACAACUUUGAUUUGGGUUACUGUCAGGUAACAUCUUCCUAUAAGCNCCUCCACUAG
Nicotiana attenuata is the source of this 1467-nucleotide messenger RNA. RefSeq names its product TBC1 domain family member 17-like. The record is from RefSeq and is a predicted model, not a curated record. Gene Ontology annotation, biological process: activation of GTPase activity. Gene Ontology annotation, molecular function: GTPase activator activity. NCBI's taxonomy places the organism in Eukaryota, Viridiplantae, Streptophyta, Magnoliopsida, Solanales, Solanaceae. Bases 73 to 1467 code for a protein of 464 amino acids. The transcript is spliced from 12 exons.